AGAUGGUGGAGAUGGUCCAAGGUGGGACCCGGGGAGCUAUCAGACGGGCCAUAGUGAUCGGAAAUGGGUUUGCCGGAGCUGAGAAUCAGAGCAUUGGUUUGGUUCGUGCUCUGGGUCUAUCUGAUCGUCAUUCUCUAUAUAGAGUUACUAGACCAAGAGGAGGAAUUAACAGAUGGCUUCCAUGGCUUCCACUUUCUCUGCAUAAAAAAGCAGACUAUGUCAUCUCAGGGAUCAGAGGGAGGAACAAAGAUAGCUUAGGUCUCUCAUCUGGUGUUGUGGAAGCUGAUGCAAAGCAGAUUGCAAAUAUGGCUCGUCAGACAUUUGCCAAAGAUGGCCCGUUGCUGGUAGUUGCAUCUGGUCGCGAUACCAUUCCCGUUGCAAGCGCCAUAAAACGAUUAGCUCCAGAAAAUGUUUUUCUUGUUCAGAUACAACAUCCAAGGUCGCAUCUGAACAGGUUUGAUUUGGUGAUAGCUCCUCGUCAUGAUUAUUAUCCAUUGACUCCUCAUGCGCAGAAACAAAUUCCUUGGUUUCUCCGGAGGUGGAUUACCCCUCGUGAACCACCUGGAAAAAAUGUGGUUCUCACUAUUGGAGCUCUUCAUCAGGCUGAUUCCGCUGCACUUAGGAGUGCUGCUUCUUCCUGGCAUGCUGAAUUGGCACCGCUACCAAAGCCCUUGCUCGUAGUCAAUAUAGGAGGCCCUUCAGGGAGCUGUUCAUAUGGCGUGGAUCUUGCAAAACAGUUAGCAGCUAUGCUACAGAAUGUCCUGUGGAGCUGUGGAAGUGUGAGAAUUUCUUUCUCUAGAAGAACUCCUGAGAAGGUGUCCAAACUUCUUAUAAGAGAAUUCAGUAAUAAUCCGAAAGUCUACAUUUGGGAUGGUGAAGGCCGCAAUCCACAUUUGGCCCAUCUAGCCUUGGCAGAUGCUUUUGUCAUCACUGCUGAUUCAGUCAGCAUGUUGAGUGAGGCUUGCAGUACCAGCAAACCUGUGUAUGUGAUUGGUGCCGAACGCUGUACGUGGAAGUUCGCAGACUUCCAGAACCGUCUGGAGGAAAGGGGAGUGGUUCGACCAUUCACUGGUAAAGAGGAUAUGUCUAUGUGUUGGAGCUAUGUUCCACUUAAUGACACUGCCGAAGCUGCUAGUCAGGUGAACAAGGUCCUUGCCGAGCGGGGAUGGAGUAUACUUGCGUAAUGGCAUAGUUCCUGCCAAUAUUAGAUCAGUAAAGCACAUUAGAGUCAAGCGUACUUUACGAGUUGACCCAAUUUUGUUCAUUUUAUUCUUACCAAUGUACAUAAUUUGUUAGGAACUUUCGAUGUAUCAUUGAUGCCAAUGUUAAUUAUCUGAGUUUAGCUUAGGCCUGUAAGCUGUAACCCAUACUAGAA
Fragaria vesca subsp. vesca is the source of this 1375-nucleotide messenger RNA. RefSeq lists its product as uncharacterized. The record is from RefSeq and is a predicted model, not a curated record. Lineage: Eukaryota; Viridiplantae; Streptophyta; Magnoliopsida; Rosales; Rosaceae. The transcript is spliced from 11 exons. Gene Ontology annotation, cellular component: mitochondrial outer membrane. The coding region runs from base 3 to 1184 and encodes 393 amino acids. Gene Ontology annotation, biological process: mitochondrial fission.